This is a messenger RNA of Zootermopsis nevadensis, 1136 nucleotides long. It is a transcript of the gene mRpS34, whose product is annotated as mitochondrial ribosomal protein S34. Gene Ontology annotation, cellular component: mitochondrion. NCBI's taxonomy places the organism in Eukaryota, Metazoa, Arthropoda, Insecta, Blattodea, Termopsidae. Gene Ontology annotation, molecular function: structural constituent of ribosome. The record is from RefSeq and is a predicted model, not a curated record.
GUAUUUUCUCCCUACCACAGCAUGUUAUGUUAUCCGUUGGUAUCGUGAUCGUAAUGUUGGUAUAACCUGUUAUAGUGUGUUGUGUGGGGAAAAAUAUGCCGAUAAAAUAUGUUGGAAGAACGACUUCUUUUAAAGGGAAAACCUUGUGGGAAAUUGUUGGAAACUUGAAGAAUUUUGGUGUAGGGCGAAUAGUUGUUAGAAGUACUUUUGAACGUUAUCCUGAACCAAGUUACUUGAAAAUAUGUAAAGUUCAAGCACUCGCAAACGAGGAUCCUCGUAAAGUGCGAAUUUUAGCCGAGAAAGUUUUUAGAGGUCGUAAGUAUCCCAAAAUUGUUGAAGUAUGCAGUACAUCAUAUAAGGCAGAUUAUCGACUCCUUCCAAAAGAUGAGGAACAGGCAUAUUGCAAGACAGACUCCCAGGUUGUAUUGGAGAAAGUGAGAAUCCUGCCUCGGACAAUACCGUUUCCACCUCUGUUGAGGGAAAUGAUUCUUGCUGAUCGCCGUGCUAAAGGAGGAGAUGUGACAAAAGAACCAGAAAUGGAAAUGAUUUUUGGCGAGACUCGUGACAGUCUGUCAAGAAAGGCAAGAGAGGAUGAAGAGCCAAAUGUAAUGUUUGAACCAGGAAUAGGAACACCACGAAGCCCAGAGUUGUAUGCAAAUAUCCAGCGGAGUUAACUGUCUGUGUGAGUUCGGAUAAGAAAGUUGGUAUUUUCUGGUACUUGCUGUGGAUUUUAGUGUUCAAAAAAUUGAAAGUUGCACUUUUGGAUCAGUCUUCUUUGUCAAUAAAUCGCUGGUUAACUUCUAGGAUUACGUCUGGUAGAGGUUUAUUUAUUACAUUUCUUUGUAUUAAAUAUUAGUUGAAAUAAUUUAUUCCAAUAACAAAAUCUACUUUUUUUACAAUUUUAGAACUUUAUGAUAGGAAAUUGUGUAACUUAGUUACCAUUUAUCAAGUUUUCUGUCAGUUAAUUCAGCAAUGAUUUGUGAAUCACAUUUUGAAUUAUGAUUUCCUGAACUAUAGUCAGAUAUUUUUACCUGCAUAAAGUGCAUAACUAUUUCAGUGAAUAAGACUUCUAAAUUAUCAGUGUUCUCUGCUUUAAAUUCAAUGGAGUAUAAUAAUAGUGUCUCUGUUAUGAUGUA